Gasterosteus aculeatus aculeatus (three-spined stickleback) is the source of this 1705-nucleotide messenger RNA. RefSeq names its product twinfilin actin-binding protein 1a (gene twf1a). Gene Ontology annotation, cellular component: actin filament; cytoplasm; myofibril. Gene Ontology annotation, molecular function: actin monomer binding; actin filament binding. Gene Ontology annotation, biological process: regulation of lamellipodium assembly; barbed-end actin filament capping; actin filament depolymerization. Lineage: Eukaryota; Metazoa; Chordata; Actinopteri; Perciformes; Gasterosteidae. The record is from RefSeq and is a predicted model, not a curated record.
AAGAGACACAAUGUCACACCAAACGGGUAUUCAAGCGGGUAACGAUGUGAAGGACAUCUUCGCCGGUGCCCGGAGCGGCGACCAAUAUCGAGUCUUAAAGAUGGUCAUCGAUGGUGAGCAGCUGACGAUGGACACUACCAGGAAAGCAUCGAAGAAGUGGGACGCCGAGUAUGAUUCCUUGGUGCUGCCCCUCCUGCAGGACGACAUGCCCUGCUACAUCCUCUACCGGCUGGACUCCUCCAACAACCAGGGCUAUGAGUGGAUCUUCCUGGCCUGGUCGCCGGACGUCUCCGCUGUGCGACAUAAAAUGUUAUAUGCUGCGACCAGAGCCACGGUGAAGAAAGAGUUUGGAGGGGGGCACAUUAAGGACGAGAUUUUCGGUACCUCAAAGGAUGAAAUGACUCUCGUGGGAUACAGGAAAUAUCUGGCCUCGCAGGCUGCUCCCCUGCCUCUCACUGCAGCAGAGGAGGAACUGAGAAAGAUGAAGCUAAGCGAGGUGCAGACGGACAUCAGCGUGGACACCAAGCAGCAGACUCUGCAGGGAGUGGCCUUCCCCGUUCACAAGGACGCAAUCGCAGCGCUCGAGCGCUUUAGGGACAAAAGAAUCAAUUACGUUCAACUGGAAGUGGAUGCUCAACAGGAACUGAUUCGGCUGUGCAACACUGAGUCAACAGAGGUGAAAGACCUGCCAAUGAGAAUCCCUAAAGAAUCUCCACGUUACCACUUCUUCCUCUACAAACAUUCCCACGAAGGCGACUACUUGCAGUCCACAGUAUUCAUUUAUUCUAUGCCCGGGUACAACUGUAGCAUCCGAGAGAGGAUGCUGUACUCCAGCUGCAAAAAUCCCCUGGUCGACAUGGUGGAGAAUACUCUCCAGAUUGAGAUUGAGAAAAAGUUGGAGAUCGACAAUGGGGAUGAUUUGACCAGCGACUUCCUGUACGAGGAGGUGCAUCCCAAGCAGCAUGCACACAAGCAGGCCUUCGCCAAGCCCAAAGGCCCCGGGAAGAGGGGGGGCCGCCGCAUCACCCAACCACCGGCAGAGGAAGAUUAAACCGACCGAGCGCCGCCUCCACCCCUGGCACGUUCCACAGUGGAGCAUUCCUGCGAUUGUGGGUGGGGAGGGGAGAGGAGGAGGGGGGGGGGGGGUCGUAUUUGACACGCUUGCUUAAAAGAAUAAGAUGACCACUUAAAAUUGCCACAAAGUUCCCCAGAGAGCCAACUAUGCACGCCAAGGACAACUGAGCAAUGACACACUUCAGAAACUCCAUUUGUAGCUUGCCAAAUGGAAGCCUGCGUCUGUAUGUUAGCAGUCACAAGAACGAAAGAGUCCCAAACAGAGUUGAGCUUAAGGGUUCGACGUUGUUGCCAGCUCUGAGACUUUAAAAGGUUUCAGAGUGACUAAUGUGAAUUUGCGCCAAUAUGAUAAAAUCCCCAAUUUUUGCGUUCACGCGCUCAAAUACUUAACGUGCAUUCCUUAAGUCUGUCAAUUAAUGUUUGUGUGUAACAUGUUGAACAUUUGUCUCCUGCUGUUUUCUCAACGCGGUGCUUCAAAGCAGAACAGCUGUAAUCCUCCACUCGCGUCUAUUGAUUCAUUUUAACAGUACAUUUUAUAUUGGAAAAUUGACUUCUUUUUUGAUAUAACUGUGGUUUACAUGAAGAAAAAAAAAAUCAUCUGCUGAGGAAACUUAUUUUUCUAUGCAAGUGC